Ostertagia ostertagi is the source of this 885-nucleotide messenger RNA. Lineage: Eukaryota; Metazoa; Nematoda; Chromadorea; Rhabditida; Trichostrongylidae. The record is from the annotation of a GenBank genome assembly.
AUGGAAGUCAGUGUAAUUCAGUUCAACGUCAACGGAAAGGAUGUUAGUGUUCAACGUGUCGACCCCGAGACGACGCUUGCCUCCUAUCUUCGAAACCAACUGGGUUUGACUGGUGCGAAACUUUCAUGUGAAUGUGGCGCAUGUGGGGCUUGUACGGUGGUAAUUGGAAAAUGGGAUCACAAGUUGGGGAAAGCGAAAUAUACUGCAGUAAAUGCCUGCGUUUUUCCACUGUAUAUGGCUCACCACAGUCUGGUGUUGACGAUAGAAGGAAUUGGUAAUCCAAAGAAGAUACAUCCGAUACAGGAUCGUCUUGCUCGAAUUCAUGGUUCUCAGUGUGAGUACCAUCCUCGGGCUCCUGUCACCAUGGAAGUCAGUGUAAUUCAGUUCAACGUCAACGGAAAGGAUGUUAGUGUUCAACGUGUCGACCCCGAGACGACGCUUGCCUCCUAUCUUCGAAACCAACUGGGUUUGACUGGUGCGAAACUUUCAUGUGAAUGUGGCGCAUGUGGGGCUUGUACGGUGGUAAUUGGAAAAUGGGAUCACAAGUUGGGGAAAGCGAAAUAUACUGCAGUAAAUGCCUGCGUUUUUCCACUGUAUAUGGCUCACCACAGUCUGGUGUUGACGAUAGAAGGAAUUGGUAAUCCAAAGAAGAUACAUCCGAUACAGGAUCGUCUUGCUCGAAUUCAUGGUUCUCAGUGUGGUUUUUGUUCUCCGGGCUUUGUUAUGGCUGCAUACGCUCUUCUUCGCACGAAUCCUAAUCCUACUGUUCACGAAAUGAAUCAAGCUAUCAAAGGAAAUCUGUGCCGUUGUACCGGUUAUCGACCAUUUCUUGAAGCUCUUUAUUCCUUCACAGAGAAUGGUUGUUCUAAUGGAAAUGUGAGUUGA